Molecule: messenger RNA, 3708 nt
Organism: Onychostoma macrolepis
Lineage: Eukaryota; Metazoa; Chordata; Actinopteri; Cypriniformes; Cyprinidae
Product: growth hormone receptor-like
Exons: 9
Coding region: 250-1770 (506 amino acids)
Biological process (GO): cytokine-mediated signaling pathway
Cellular component (GO): external side of plasma membrane
Molecular function (GO): cytokine receptor activity; protein binding
Source: RefSeq, a predicted model, not a curated record
CUCGUAACAUCAGCGCGUCGUGACGCGCGACCAGGCGGAGCGACGCAGACCAGACGCGAGCGCAGCUCCGCAACGCGAACACCGCGCGUCCGCCGCCGUCUGCGGUUCGUCUGAGGAUCGCGUCGCGCCUGCUUUAAUGGUUUCCAGGCAAAUCAAGAAGGAUCUCCAGGAUUGAUGAGAAGGUGAGACACUCGCUCUAACGAACGCGCAUCAAGAGCCGAGACACUUCAUGACACUUACAGACGCGUGAUGCUGUGCUUUCUGCUCCUGACGCUCCUCUGGACGCUGGUCACUGCAGCGCUGCAGCCGUCCACACACACCGCGGCCGGCCUGCAGGACGAUGGAACAAGACCGUAUAUUUACCGCUGCCGCUCACCCAACAUGGAGGUCUUCACCUGCUGGUGGCGUCCGAUCGCGAAUCAGGACAACGUCACCUACACGCUCCUGUACACCACAGAUGAGCGCGCUCCUCUGGAGUGUCCCGAUUACGUGAGCGGUGGCAUCAACAGCUGCUUCUUCGAUGCCAAACACACUCAGGUCUGGGAGGUGUACUGCAUGAACGUGACAGCGCACACGCGCACCGGACCCAUCACCUCCCACAAACACUGCUUGGACGUGGCUGAUAUAGUGGAGAUCGACCCGCCCUUUAACCUGACGUACGUCAUGAUGAACGAGAGCGUGGGUGAACCGGACCAAAGUAUUCUGCUGUCCUGGCUGUAUCCCGUUGAGACUCAGGUGCGCGAGGGAUGGAUCACGCUCAUCUACGAGCUGCGCUACAGACACCUCGCUCAGCCGGACAACUGGAGGGUAAAAGAGCGUUUGCGUGAGCCUCAUGUGGAGCUGCUGGUUCUGCCGGUGGGAAAGUACGAGUUCAUGGUGCGCUGCCGCUCCACCAACAGCAAACACUGGAGCGCAUGGAGCGAGUCCAUCAACGUCAGCUUCAAAAGCAGACCUCUGUCCGAUCGGAUGCUGGUCUUGAUCCUCGUGACCAGCAUCUUCAUCAUGGUCUUCCUCGUCGUGGGUUUGGGGAUCGCCCCGCGAGGCAAGAGAAUUAAAUCCUUCCUCCUGCCACCGAUUCCCAAGCCACGCAUCCGAGGGAUUGAACCGGUCCUGCUGAAGAAGGGGAAGAUUGAUGAGAUCAAUCGUCAUUUCUCCAGCUUUCACGGCUAUAAGUCGCCGCAGUACAGCAUGGACACAUGGUACCAUUUGAGCGUGGACCCGUGUCCGGCUGCGAUUCUGUAUAAACACGAGGAUGCACCGAUCGCCAAUGGACAGCCACCUACACAGAUGAGCUGCAGUCCUGCAGCCUACUGCCGUGGCCCCGCCCCUUACUGUGAGGGAGCCACGCCUCCUUCAAAUCCUGACCCCGCCCCCUACUGUGAGGGAGCCCCGCCUCCUUCAAACAAUGGCCCCGCCCAUUAUUGUGAGAGUGCCCCGCCUCCUUCCAACCCUGGCUCCGCCCACCCGGAGCUCAUGUGCGUCCCAGGCAUAGACUACAGCCUGAUUAUAAACCCCGCCCCCGCAGCGCCGCAUGACUUCUACACCUGUGUGAAGGGCGUGACCCCCGGCGGAGCGCUGCACCUGGUGCCCUGUCUGCCCGACGCACUGAAGAACACGCCCUACCUGCAGUUCACAGACGACUGUGCAGACAAGAGCAGCCAGCUGGCGGCGCUGCUGGAGAAGCAGAUGGAGGCGCUGUUGAGCUCGAGCGACUCGGACCCCAGCGAAGCUGCCCUGCCUUUGCUACCUCACUCAUCAGACACGAACUGAGCGCAAACCAGGAGCUAACGCACAUGUGACGUACAAACACACACGAACACAGUUGGUGAGUCACGCAGUCUGUGCUGGAUUGUCUGGAUAGGCGUUUCGGUUCAGAGCGAGCGCGUUCACUGCCUGAUUCACAGCACAAGCAUUGCAAAUUAAUGGGAAAUAGGCAAAAAUAUGAAAAUACAAAGAUGUUUUUGUUUCACAAUGUAAAAAAACUGACAAAACUUUAGCGAUUAUGCCUGAAAACACUGAUCAGUAUCUAAGGAACGCACAGCACUGAAUAAAUAAAUAUAUAUUAUAUGUACAAGGUAGAACAAAUCUGCUUCAAUUCAAUGGAUUUUAAGUACUUUUCCUCUAUUUAUAAUUGAAAAAUUAUAUCAAAAUAUUUUUUAAUAUAUUUUUUUACAUUUUAUACAGAAAAUAGUCCAUAAUUUAGAUACAAGUAUUAAUUAAUAACAUGAAAUACACUCAAAUUAAAUAUUUUUGUGAAAUUAAAUAUAGUGUAUUCAUUUCACAAAAAUAAAAUGAUUACAUGAUUAUGGCCUCCGGUCAGUUUUGACCUCAAACAACACAUGUUUGACACCCAGAUAAACAAUACCAGAGGGUUUAUUCAGGUUCUGUUCAGUCUCUAGAGCUGAGUCCCGUCCAGAUGUGCUUUAAGUUCAGAUGACAUGAACGUGUCGCUCAGAUCAAACGCUGAGGAAUAUGGAAAACAUGUAUAUGUGCGCUCUUUCAGAUGAAACCGUACAGACUGCGUCUCACUCACAAACUGCACACACACACACACACAUGAACAGCUGAACUCAAGCUUUAUAAGCAAUCGCUCGACGGGUUUCUGGAGCUGAUGGACCUUCAGACUGGAACUAAAAUACACUCAGACCUUAAAAAUCAGAUGAUGCAGGAAUAUUAUUGACUAAUGGACAACAGAUUCUGCCAUCUGCCCACUUCACUGUGAUCCUCGCCCAGUGUCUGAUGGGUAAUAACCCUACUGUCCAGAUGUAAUUCUUAGAUAUUUCGUGAAGCAUCUACAAGCUAUGAAUACAAAAAUAUGCACUCCAAAGACACACGAUGAGACGAGAGACGGAGCAGAAAUCAGCCCCAUCAGGAUGAACACGGAUUGUAAUGAACUCUGUUGUAAGACGGGUGUCUGGUUUGCUCGUUGAGCGAGUGAUGAUGUGAUGAAUGCACGGUUGUGAUGAUGAUGAUGAUGACGAUGAGAUACGCGACACACUACAGUGAAGAAAAACAAACAUUCCCUCGCUUUGUGGAUGUUGAGGCUUUAUUUGGUUAAACUACAGCAGUUUCCAUGAGUGCGGUGAAGUCUGGAGUCACCGUUUAACACUUUAGACGCAGAGCCCGACCUGUUUUAGGAGGUUGAAGAAUUCAAAAUCAUCUCACACGAGAUUAACACCGCAGCAGAAGAAGAUGUUCAUUUCUGCGAAAGCCUUGCUCGAAUCCUCUGGUGUAGUCUGUAGAUGUGUUUGUGAGGAGUUUUGUGUAAUUGUGAUGUUUGAUUAAUGUUUAUUGCUGGAACACAAUCUGAAUCAGGGUUUGAAUCGUGUCGGACGUCGAAGAAAGUCACAAUCGUGUUUCUGCACCUUCAGUCACUAGAAAUGACUCAGAUUCAUGAAGAGCGCUGUAUAAAGAUUAGAAAAACACUUUAUGAUCAACAAAAUGGCUUUUAUUUUUAUAUGUUUAUUCUUGGCUCUUAAGCAGUUUGAUAUAAUCUCUUUCUAAAAAAAGUGUCAUAUAAUAUAUAUAUAUACAGAGAGAGAGAGAUUAUGUUACUAUAACCAGAAUAUGUGUCGGUGUGUGUGUCUCUAUGUGUGUGUCUGUGUGUGUGUGUGUGUGUGUGUGUGUGUGUGUGUGUGUGUGUGUGUGUGUGUGUGUGUGUGUGUCUGUGUGUGUGUGUGUGUGUGUGUGUGUGUGUGUGUGUGUGUC